This is a messenger RNA of Lates calcarifer (barramundi perch), 1364 nucleotides long. RefSeq names its product PTTG1 interacting protein a (gene pttg1ipa). Gene Ontology annotation, biological process: protein import into nucleus. The record is from RefSeq and is a predicted model, not a curated record. NCBI's taxonomy places the organism in Eukaryota, Metazoa, Chordata, Actinopteri, Centropomidae. The transcript is spliced from 7 exons. The coding region runs from base 170 to 673 and encodes 167 amino acids. Gene Ontology annotation, cellular component: nucleus; cytoplasm.
GCGUUUUGUUCCUUCUCGGCAAGUUCGCUCCUCCAGUUUCAGCCGUCGGCCCCGUGCAGUUCACACACUUCCUCCUUCUGCUGCUCGCGUGUUUCUCAAAUCUUCUCAGACUCAGACGUGAAAUAUUGGAAAUAACAUCCGGAAUAGUAAUCUGCGUCUAAGUGGUUGGAUGAUGGAUUUGCGGAUUUUACUCCCUGCUCUCCUGCUCGUCGUCGGUUUGGCGACGGUUUUCGGCCAGUCUUCCGCACCUGCCCAAGUGUGUGAGGCAAAGAAUGGGACAAGCUGUGAGGAAUGUCUGAAAAAUGUGACAUGCUUGUGGUGCAUCACAACCAAGUCAUGUGUAACAUAUCCAGUGAGGACCAUCCUUCCACCACAUUCACUCUGCCCACUGAAUGAUGCACGCUGGGGUCUCUGCUGGAUGAACUUCCAGACACUGAUAAUCACCUUGGCAGUGGUUGGAGGUGUUCUCAUCAUCGCCUUCCUGGUCUGUUUGUUCUGCUGCUGCAAGUGUGAGAACUUUGGAUCCCAAAGGUUUGAGGCCAAGAUGCAGAGACAAGCUAAUAAGACAAAAACCAAGCAGGAAGAAAGGAGGGCAGAGAUGAAACAGAGGCAUGACGAAAUCAGGAAGAAAUAUGGUCUAAGUGGGCAAAACCCAUACUCCAGGUUUGCAUGAACAAGUAUCAGUGAACCAACAUUUUGCACCAUGAACCUCGUGUUUCUCCCUGAGCUCUGAUGACUCACACCACAGACAGCAACAGACUGUGUUGUGGUUGUGAGUGAAGAUAUGAUCUGAGAAUUAAUGUAAACUAUAAUUAAGAAAAUGUCAGAAAAGUGGGAGUAGUUUUGUAUAGACAGCCUCUAGUGUCAAUCAGCCAAUGAACAGGAAUGUUAGGUUCUCUGUAAUGAUCCAAAAGGCUGUAACCAAAGGCUAGAAUAGACCCAUGAAGCAGCAGUGUUCUUCAAGGCUAUAGUAGUCUAUCAUGUGGCCCUUAUAGCAUCAGUCUACUUAUACUAUUUAUUAGGUUGAGUUUAGUUGUACAGUAUGGAAAGAACCAUGUUUGGUAGCUGAACAAUUCUUUCCUUUUGCCUGAGAAAAUCUGUAAAUGUCUCUUUUUUGUUGCUCUGAGUUGCUGCUGAGUUUAGAGAUAUUCUUAAAAAUUGUAGCCUAUUUUUGUAUUUGGUGUAAUUUUUCUCAUUUUCCUGUUUCAAAACGAUUCAUUCCUAUUCUGAGCUGGACAUGUUGAAGGCUGUUUUCAUUGUGUUAUAGCUGUAUGUUCCUCUCAUAGGAAUGUCUUCUUUUUUUUAACAUAUUAGGUUCAGGAAAUAUGUUGAUUCUGUGAUGUCAAAAUGAAAUCUUCAUCGCU